AUGAUGGAGAAGCACGACGAAAAUGCCACUCACGAUUCGGAGGCUGGCCAAAUGGUUGAGAAUGCCGAGUACAACUUAGCAGAACAGCACGAUCAGCUGGCUCGUGGGCUAAAGAGUCGUCAUAUCCAGUUUUUGGCCCUUGGUGGUGCUAUUGGUACUGGUCUCUUCAUCGGCUCAGGAGGUAUUCUGUCUUCCACGGGUCCUGCACCGCUCUUCAUGGCCUACCUCUCCAUGAUGAUGAUUGUCUGGGUCGUUAUGAACUGCCUUGCUGAAAUGGUCACCUAUCUGCCAAUGCGCGGCAUCACUGUUCCUUACUUCGUUGAUCGCUUUGUUGACCCAAGUCUUGGUUUUGCUGCUGGUUGGAAUUACUGGUAUGCCUAUGCCAUCCUCAUUGGUGCCGAAGCCACCGCUGCUGGUAUUAUCAUUGAUUAUUGGGGUGCCAACGUCAACAUUGCGGUAUGGAUCACCAUUGUUUUGGCGGUUAUCCUCUUCCUCAACAUUAUUGCGGUCAGCUUCUUCGGCGAAGCUGAAUUUUGGUUUGCCAGUAUUAAGCUCAUCACCAUCAUGGGCCUCAUCAUUCUUGGUGUUGUCAUUUUCUUUGGUGGCGCUCCCAAAUCGGAUGGUGUGCUCGGAUUUCACUAUUGGAAAGACCCGGGAGCCUUCGUUGAGUACAAGGCGUCUGGCAGCACUGGUCGCUUUCUUGGAUAUUGGCAUGCUUUCGUCUCGGCCGGCUUCGCCUUCAUCACCUCGCCCGAAUUGAUUGCCAUUGCCGCUGGUGAAACUAUUGCUCCUCGACGCAACAUUCCCAAGGCAGCUCGUCGAUUCGUCUGGCGUCUGGCAAUCUUCUACGGCCUUGGUUCGCUCGUCAUCGGCAUCAUGGUGCCUUCAAACGACCCUCAACUCCUGAAUGCCGAGAAAGCGGAUGCAAGCGCCUCACCUUUUGUCAUUGGUAUCCAGAACGUUGGCAUCCCUACUCUGAACCACAUCAUCAACGCGGCUAUCCUGACCUCAGCCUGGUCAGCUGGAAACUCCUUCCUCUACUCGGGUAGUCGUAUUCUCUACUCCAUGGCACUCAGCGGCCAGGCCCCCAAGUUGUUCCGCAUCACCAACCGAAACGGUGUUCCUUGGGUUGCUGUUCUUGCAACUUGGUCCAUUGGUCUCCUAGCCUAUCUCAACGUUUCCAACUCUGGCGCCGAAGUCUUUACCUGGUUUACCAAUAUCUCCACCAUCUCCGGUUUCAUUGCCUGGAUCAUUGUUAUGAUCACCUACUUGCGUUUCCGCCGUACCAUGAUCUACAACAACCUCUUCGACAGCCUACCCUACAAAACCCCGCUGCAGCCAUACGCGACGUAUGCUACACUGGGCGUCGUCAGUGUCCUCACAAUUACCAAUGGAUUCCAAACUUUCAUGCCCUUUAAUGCUAAGAAUUUUGUGGCUGCAUACAUUACGUUGCCCAUUUUUGUCAUCUUGUAUAUUGGCCACAAGAUUUGGUUCCGGACCUCCCUGUAUAUCCCAGUCGACCAGAUCGAUGCCAUCACAGGCAAGAAGGAGAUGGAUGAGCUGGAGGCCAUGGAAGAGCCGCGUAUCGCCAAGAACUGGUUGCAGAAGGUAUGGUACUGGCUUGCAUAG
Messenger RNA from Metarhizium brunneum ARSEF 3297, 1629 nucleotides. Its product is annotated as Proline-specific permease. Gene Ontology annotation, molecular function: amino acid transmembrane transporter activity. The record is from RefSeq and is a predicted model, not a curated record. Gene Ontology annotation, biological process: amino acid transmembrane transport. Gene Ontology annotation, cellular component: membrane. Lineage: Eukaryota; Fungi; Ascomycota; Sordariomycetes; Hypocreales; Clavicipitaceae.